Molecule: messenger RNA, 1611 nt
Organism: Dissoconium aciculare CBS 342.82
Lineage: Eukaryota; Fungi; Ascomycota; Dothideomycetes; Mycosphaerellales; Dissoconiaceae
Exons: 1
Coding region: 1-1611 (536 amino acids)
Biological process (GO): transcription initiation at RNA polymerase I promoter; nucleolar large rRNA transcription by RNA polymerase I
Cellular component (GO): RNA polymerase I upstream activating factor complex
Molecular function (GO): rDNA binding; RNA polymerase I general transcription initiation factor activity
Source: RefSeq, a predicted model, not a curated record
AUGAUAGGGUAUUCGUGCUGGAGUUCUGUUGAGAAAGACGCACUAUUUACUCGCUUGGCACGGUCCGGUGUCGGCGAUUUGCGCGCUCUUUCGAAGGCAGUGGGUACGAAGAGCGAAAGUGAAGUCUUCGUGUAUUUGAAAUUGCUAGGAGAACAAAGUUUUGGUCAAAACGAGGACGCACAAGCAAAGCGACUCAAUGAGGAGCGGACAAAUGCAGCCUGGGAAAUUUCGCAGGACUGUGAGGAUGCCUUGAACGCAGCUGCUGAUUCGCUUGCGCAGCAUAUCAGCAAGCAUGAGACGAUAACCGAACAGAGCCUUCAUGGUGAUACGUGGUUAAUUACGGCAGACAAUGCCGAUGCCAUCGAUCAGAGAUAUGAAGACCUCGCAAUGCUUCCAUCUCCGAGGGGAGAAGAUACGAUUAGCGAGGAGACGAACACCAAAGCACCUGCAACAGACGGUGAACACGGCGAUGCCGAAACACAACCAAUAUCACCAGCCGACGACUUGUUGCGGUCUUCUGCUUUUCUUCAUCUUGCCCGCACGCUUUUCAUGAACAGCGCGACUGCAGAUUCCUGGCACAACUUAGACGGUGUGAUUGGACCUUCUCAAGAGCCAGCCAUGUUCCGCACCGCUCUUGAGGAUUUCUUCGACCUUACCGUCAGCUUGACGCGGCGGCUGUGUCUCACGGCAUUGACACAAGCUUCCACACGUCUGAGGUCCUACGCGGCGCAAUCCCCUGUUCCUGCGGUCAAUGCAGAGGACGUUCGUACGGCGUGCGACAUACUGAAUGUCCGUCGCGAUCGUUCUCAAUAUUGGGCGGGCGUCCCGAGGAGGUGUAAGGUCAAUCUCUACUCGAAUUCUGAACUCUAUAACGAUGGCCGAAAUUCGUUCUACCCCCCCGGUGCCCAUCGCCCUGUACGUUUCAUCUCAUACGAAGAAGCGGAGAAGGAGCUCAGCCUCGAGGGUCGCGCCAGGGUGAAUAGUGGAGAAAGCUCCGAGGAAGAGAUCGACGACGAUGAAUUGGAUGCAGCUAUGAUGGAUGAUGAACUUCAUACGGAUGUCUCAAUGACUUCAGAUGAAGGGGAUGGAGGCGAUUCAAAUGCCAACAGUGAUGCAUUAAAUAUCCGGGAACGAAAACGAUGGCAAACACAACCCAUGUCCCAGCGGAGAUUUCUGAAGAUCGAGGAAGACAUCCUGAAUAUGGAGGACUUGCACUCAAGUCGAGAGGAAGUUGAUCGACUCUGGAGAUUAUUGCGCCUGCAGCCGUCAACAUCACCUCAUGCAAACAUUUCCUUCGUCCGGAAAGCCUUUCCCGCUCCACCUCACGAGAUCGAGCUACAAUCCACGCAGUGGCGACAAAAGAUAGACUGGUUGGCUCCCUGGGAGAGCGAGAAUGGCUCGCCCGCAGCUCAACGGUUUCGGGAGACCUGGCAGCGAGGCCGACCGAAUCGCAAGCGUCGAGAGGCAUUGAAGAAAAGGCUCCAGGAACGUGCCAUUUCGGCAGCGCUGAGCAAUGCACAAGCUCCGCUGAACGACAUGAAUACUGUCAGUGACGGAGACUCGUCAGAUCACUCGCAUAACCUAGAUGAAACGCCGGCGCGGCAUGGUUAA